AUUUUUGAGAAAUAUUUUUUUCACUUAAACAACAGAAUAUUAAAUUAUUUAGUUAGUGUUGUAACGUGGUAAUUAAGGAGGAUCCCCGUGGAUUUUUAAGAUUCACAUAUUAUACUUUAUGUAAUCAAAUUGUAUGUUAUAUCUCUAAUGAUAACAAUUUUGUUAUUAGAUUGAUAACAACCAUCCGAUGUCCGGAUUAUAACGAAGUGCCGGACAUCAUCGUAAAACCAUUACGAUUGUUCGUGUAUUCGUUCUUUGCGUCUGUUUUCAUAAAAAUAAACAUGGAUCUACAAGAAUGACUGUUUUAUGGAAAAGUUAAUUGUUAAAUGAUUUAAAUGUUUUAAAAAUUAAUUACUUAUAAUAUGGCGUUUUGGUAUUUUGAUAAGGACGAAUUACAUCGAACAGCAUCGGCUCAAGAUGGUAUACCAUAUGAACUAGAAUGUCGAUAUCGACAAGAAGGUGCACGUUUUAUCAUUGAUGCGGGAACCAAAAUGGAUUUAGGGUAUAAUACCAUGGCUACUGGUGUUGUGUACUUCCAUCGUUUUUACAUGUAUCAUUCUUUUAAUACUUUUCCACGAUAUCUUACAGCAUGUUGUUGUUUGUUCCUUGCUGGUAAAGUUGAAGAAACUCCUAAAAAGUGUAAAGAUAUUAUUAAGAUAGCAAAAGCACUACUGCCAGAAGUCAAAUAUGAAACUCUUGGUUUGGAUCCUAAAGAAGAAGUAAUGGUUCUUGAACGUAUCAUACUUCAGACUAUUAAAUUUGAUUUGCAAGUUGACCAUCCUUAUCAAUUUUUGUUGAAAUAUGCUAAAUGCUUGAAAGGAGAUAAAGCAAAACUGACUAAAAUGGUUCAAAUGGCAUGGACUUUUGUAAACGACAGUUUAUGUACAACUCUUUGUUUACAAUGGGAACCUGAAAUUAUUGCUGUUUCAUUAAUAUACCUUGCAUGUAAACUUAGUAAAUUUGAAUUAAAUGAUUGGCAAGGUCGUAUGCCACAUCAUCUACGUUGGUGGGAUAUGUUUGUACAAGGCAUGAACAUGGAUUUAUUAGAAGAUAUCUGUCAUCAAGUACUUGAUCUUUACUCAUCUCCAGUUGAAAAAUCACUUCCAUCUCCACCACCUCAAGAUAAAUUUAUUGUACCUAAGAAAAUUAUACCUCCGCAAUCUAUUUAUCAAAAGUUAUUACUACAAAAAAUGGCUGUAAAAUACAGCUUAACAUCUGAACAAACAAUGCAAGCAGCAAUGACUAAAAAUGUUAAACUUUUAGCAUCACAGACUAGCAAUACACCAAUAAAAUCAAUUGUGCCUGUGCCACCUGGAACUAAACCACAAGUAAAUUCUGUUGCCACAACAAAAACUCAGAGUAUACAAAAACAAGUUUUGCAACCUCCACCCACUCCACCAAAGUUACUUGUACAACAGACAACUCAAAAACAUCCUCCUUUACCAUCUACUAGGCCACCAUUACCAGAAAGACCACCGCCACCACCAUCUCAACCACCUUUACCACCAAAUCCUAACCAAAUGAUAAUAGUUCCACAAAAUGUUACUUCUUUACCCCAUCCUCCUAUGCAACCACCACCAAUUCCACCAGGUAAUUUUCCUCCAAUGUAUCCUUAUGCUCCUAUGCCAGGAAAUCCACAACAGCCAUAUCUGAAUCCUAUGUUUCCACCUCAACCUUCAAAUAUGAUGAACACAGCACCAUCACCUUAUCGACCACACGAAUCAAUGCCUCCAAUGGGUAUAUCAUACAUGGGUGAAGCUGCUCCACAACGACCACCUUAUAAUGAAAGCUAUAAUCAAAGACAAAAUAUUACUCAACCUCCUCCUCCUCCUCCUCCUCUUCAAACUUAUAAUGAGUAUGAAAUGACAGAUGGAGGAUUUCAAGAACCAUUUGAUGAUAACCGACAAAAGUAUAUAGAUGGUUCUUAUGGUGGACCAAACUAUGGAAGUGUUUCUCAAAGUUAUAAUGAUGGUCAACAUUACAAUGAAAAUGGCACACAUUAUCCAGAUCCAUCUUAUCAACAGUAUAGACCUCAUUUACCUGCAAAUCGAGGUUUCAACAAUAGAAAUAAUCGACCACCGCCUGUAUAUCAGAACCGGCCUCCAAUCCGAAAUCAUCCUUAUCAAAAAAGAUAACUGUUGACACUUUUUUUAAGUAAAAUUAUUAUGUAUUAGGUAAAUAAUAUCUAUAGGGUUAUUUUAAUAUUAAUAAAGUUUUAAAAAAUCUUUUAAUGAAAUGACUGAAAUGUAGUUAAAUUACUAUAAAUUAAAAUUAUAUAUACAACAUUUUUUAAUAA
Messenger RNA from Daktulosphaira vitifoliae (grape phylloxera), 2296 nucleotides. Its product is annotated as cyclin-K-like. Lineage: Eukaryota; Metazoa; Arthropoda; Insecta; Hemiptera; Phylloxeridae. Bases 363 to 2135 code for a protein of 590 amino acids. Gene Ontology annotation, biological process: positive regulation of DNA-templated transcription, elongation; regulation of transcription by RNA polymerase II. Gene Ontology annotation, molecular function: cyclin-dependent protein serine/threonine kinase activator activity. The transcript has 7 exons. Gene Ontology annotation, cellular component: cyclin/CDK positive transcription elongation factor complex; nucleus. The record is from RefSeq and is a predicted model, not a curated record.